AUGAAACUGGGCAUUACACAGGCCGAUGUAGGCAAGGCCCUGGGUAGGCUCAACAUACCCGGUCUAGAGGGCCUCUCCCAAUCCACCAUCUGCCGCUUCGAAUCGCUCACCCUCUCCCACACCAACAUGCAAAACCUGAAACCCAUUCUCCAGCUCUGGUUGGACACGGCUGCGGAGGAGUUUGCGCCUCCCGCCGGGGCGUCAUCGAUGACGCCAUCGCGAGCCCUGACG
Molecule: messenger RNA, 231 nt
Organism: Dibothriocephalus latus
Lineage: Eukaryota; Metazoa; Platyhelminthes; Cestoda; Diphyllobothriidea; Diphyllobothriidae
Source: the annotation of a GenBank genome assembly